UAAAUAAUUUAUUUGCGGCUUCUCUUCUUGCACUUUUGCAGCCAUUGUUCAUUGUUUUCCAGUUUUCCGAAAGUGAAGCACGUCUCGCGAUUUCGUGAAAGUAAAAAAAAAGUUGUUAAUUACGAGUGCUGAGCUUCUUGAUAUAAAUUAAGAAAAUGCCGAACUACAAAUUAACCUACUUCCCAGUCAAGGCUUUGGGAGAGCCAAUUCGAUUUGUAAUGAGCUAUGCAAAAAUUGAAUUCGAAGAUGAUCGUUUCGAUCGUGAAAAUUGGCCAAAAUUGAAAGAUCAAAUGCCUUAUGGUCAAGUCCCUGUUCUUGAAGUUGACGGUAAGCAAAUGCAUCAAUCAAAUGCAAUUUGCCGUUAUUUUGCUAAACAAUGCGGACUUGCUGGAAAAAAUGAUAUGGAAGCUUAUGAAAUCGAUGCUGCUGUCGAAACUAUUCAUGAUCUUCGUGCAAAAAUAGCCGCUUACAGCUAUGAAUCCCAUGAGGAGGCAAAAGAACAAAAAUUGAAGACCAUGAAGGAAACAGUUCCGUACAUAUUGAAACGAAUGGAGGAACAAGUUAAGAAGAAUGGCGGUCACUUCGUUGGUGGAUCACUUUCAAUGGCUGACUUAACAUUUGUUGCACUUUUAGAUUAUUUGAACUACAUGGCUAAGUAUGACAUCAUCGAGGACUAUGAGAAUUUAAAGAAAUUAAAGGAGACGGUCCUCGCUGUUCCUCAAAUUAAAGAAUGGGUUGCGAAACGUCCCAAGACUGAUUUAUAAAUUUUUAUAACAUAUUUUAACAUAUUCUAACAUAUACUUUGGAAAAUGAAGUCUCGUACUGUUUAUUAAUUGAUAAAUUAAAUUUUUUUAAGGUAUUAUUACUUUAAAAUUUAAUUUAUUCAAUGAAUAAGAGAUUAUCGAAUGUUAACACUGCAUAUGAUGUCUUGUAUUUUGCAUUUUAAUAAAUAUCAAUUUUAGUA
Leptopilina heterotoma is the source of this 964-nucleotide messenger RNA. RefSeq names its product glutathione S-transferase-like. The coding region runs from base 156 to 764 and encodes 202 amino acids. The transcript is spliced from 4 exons. The record is from RefSeq and is a predicted model, not a curated record. Lineage: Eukaryota; Metazoa; Arthropoda; Insecta; Hymenoptera; Figitidae. Gene Ontology annotation, molecular function: glutathione transferase activity. Gene Ontology annotation, biological process: glutathione metabolic process.